Puccinia triticina is the source of this 777-nucleotide messenger RNA. RefSeq lists its product as uncharacterized. The transcript has 6 exons. Gene Ontology annotation, molecular function: tRNA 2'-phosphotransferase activity. NCBI's taxonomy places the organism in Eukaryota, Fungi, Basidiomycota, Pucciniomycetes, Pucciniales, Pucciniaceae. The record is from RefSeq and is a predicted model, not a curated record. Bases 1 to 777 code for a protein of 258 amino acids. Gene Ontology annotation, biological process: tRNA splicing, via endonucleolytic cleavage and ligation.
AUGGCUGGAACCUCGGCAGGAACAGCCCAGCCGCCCAACGACGAUCCGUCGAGCUCAGAAGCCAAGCCAGCAAUCCCAACGAGUGGCAGCAAGCCAGGAAAAACACGAGGCCGGCCGGCUGAUCCGCCCGAUGUCAAUCUCUCCAAGACGCUCUCAUACAUCCUGCGACACGGCGCGCUCAAGGAAAAGUUGGAAAUCAGGGCAGAUGGUUGCAUCAGAUUAGACGAAUUACUCCGACGCCCCAAGAUGAAGAACCAUACGUUCGAGGACAUCAAGCGGGUGGUGGCCGAGAACGACAAGCAACGGUUUGCAAUCAUCGAAGAAGCACAGGCCGACGGUACGAUCAUUAGGUACAUUCGGGCUAACCAAGGACACUCCUUGAAAGAAGUUGAUCAACCCGACUUGACGCCAUUCACCGAUCCCUCCGAGCUCCCAACCGCGGUACAUGGGACGUAUUUGAAGGCAUGGAAGAGUAUUGCUCAAGAAGGACUCAAACCCAUGAAACGAACGCACAUGCAUUUUGCCAAGGGAUUGUUGGGAGAAGAAGGUGUUAUCAGCGGAAUGCGUGCUUCAUGCGACGUCUUCAUUUAUCUGGACAUCGAGAAGUGUUUUCAAGAUGGCAUUAAAUUUUUCCUUUCCUCCAAUGAGGUCAUCCUGACCGAAGGGCUCCCGGACUCGAAAUUGAUUCCUGUCGAGUAUUUCAAGAAGGUUGUUGAUAAAUCUGGUACCAUAUUAUACCCUCCCGCUGCUCCAAGCAAUGGCGGGACUGGAUCGUAA